CCGCCUCAGCCAAAGCCCAGCGUCAGCUAAGCAUCUGGGUUUUGCCUUUGUACCCGGCUAAGCUACGAAGUUUAAGCACAGGCGCUGAGGUCGGUGCGGCUGUGAGAGCGACAUUUCAGCCCUUCGCCAGUGCUAUACGGCGACACUCCUCUGCGUGUGCUUACUGCGUACAUGCUCCAUUUGCAUGUUUGUUUAGUGCCGCCAGCGGUAUUAUAUGCUGUGCGCAGACAUACAGAUUACUUUCUCUCUCCAUGCUGUGCCAUGAUUGUUAUCCCUACGAGGCGGGUCCAUAUUUGAACGUCUGCUUUUGACGUAACGCGACUGCGCUCGCGCCAGCAAAGCCGCAGCCCACUUUCUGUGCAGUAAAAUGAGCAGGACAUAAGAGGGGAUGCAGUAUCUGCAGGCUUUGCAGUCACAAUGGCACUGCCUGAAGUUCACUGGGAGCGUCACGUGCUGCUGCCGGCCGCCUCUCCGUGUCACUCGCGGAUUGUCGUCGGCAUGGCGGCUCUCCUGUGUUUCAUUAAUAGCUACGACGGCGAUUUUGUGUUUGAUGAUUCUGAGGCUAUUAUCAAUAACAAGGACUUAAAGCCAGAAACCCCUUUAAACAAUAUAUGGGGAAAUGAUUUCUGGGGGACUAACCUAAGCAGUAAUACCAGCCACAAGUCUUAUCGGCCACUCACAGUGUUGACUUUCAGACUGAACUACCUUUUGGCUGGUGGACUGCACCCCGUGGGCUUUCAUGUGCUCAACAUAGCCCUCCACAGUGUCAUUUCUGUCUUAAUGAUUGAUGUCUUUGCUAUAUUGAUGGGUGGCACGGUCAGCCAAGCUCCGAAAUCCUCUUUUCUGGCUGCGCUGCUUUUUGCCGUCCAUCCGGUUCACACAGAAAGUGUGGCAGGCAUUGUGGGCAGGGCUGACCUCUUAUGUGCCCUGUUCUUCCAGUUAUCCUUUCUUACAUAUUGCAGAGCUUUCCAGAGAGGUAACCAUAAAGGUGAGAUCUUCUCUGCGCGAUGGGUCAUCAUCAGCCUCAUGCUGUGUGCUGUUGCCAUGCUUUGCAAGGAACAAGGAAUCACGGUUCUGGGAGUAAACGCUGCCUUCGACAUCCUCCUGAUCUGCAACAUAAAUAUCUUGGAACUUAGCAAGAGAGUCAUAUUAAAAGGAAAAUUAGCAGAGGUUACUGUAUUCUUUAAACGGGGUUUCCUAACACGGGUAGCUCUGCUCACCUUUGGAGGAGGCCUCCUGUUGUACACACGCUGGAGGAUCAUGGGUACUGGUCCCCCAGCCUUCACUGAAGUAGACAACCCAGCUUCCUUUCAAGAAAAUGUGUUUCUUAGACAGGCUAUAAACUAUCACUACUACUACUUCUUGAACACAUGGCUGCUCCUGUGCCCCUGGUGGCUGUGCUUUGAUUGGUCGAUGGGCUGUGUGCCUCUCAUCGAAUCUGCUCUUGAUUGGAGAGUGAUGUGGCCAAUCCUCCUCUGGGGAGGCCUGGGGAGCUUGACCAUCCAAGCUUUAUGCUCAGCGGAUGGUCACAGAAGAAGGGUUCUUACGCUUGGGCUGGUCCUGCUGGUGGUGCCAUUUCUCCCUGCCAGUAACCUCUUCUUCAGAGUUGGGUUCGUCAUAGCGGAGCGUGUCCUCUACCUCUCCACAGCCGGCUACUGUCUGAUAGUGACCUACGGCGUGGGGGUGGUCUGCAGCCUUCGGAGGGACCGUCAGCAGAAGCCGCUCCGCCUCGCCCUGCUGGCACUGCUGUGCACCAACAUGGCCCGCUGUGCUUUCCGCAGUCACCAGUGGCGAUCCGAGCAGAGCCUCUUCAGCAGCGCUCUGUCUGUCUGCCCAUUCAACGCCAAGGUUCAUUACAAUGUUGGGAAAAACCUGGCAGACCGUGGUAAUCAGAGUGCUGCAAUCAGAUAUUACAGAGAAGCCGUGAGAUUGCAUCCAAAGUACGUCCAUGCAAUGAACAACUUGGGGAAUAUCCUGAAGGAGAGGAACGAGCUUCUGGAAGCUGAGGAGCUGCUCGCCAAAGCGGUUCAUAUUCAGCCUGACUUUGCUGCAGCAUGGAUGAAUCUGGGAAUUGUGCAGAACAGUCUGAAAAGAUUUGAUGAUGCUGAACAGAGCUACUGGAACGCCAUCAAAUUCAGGAGAAAAUAUCCUGACUGCUACUACAACCUUGGACGACUCUACGCAGAUCUGAACCGGCACCUCGAUGCCCUCAAUGCGUGGAGGAAUGCCACUAUGCUAAAACCAGACCACAGCCUGGCCUGGAACAACAUGGUGAUUCUGCUCGACAACACAGGCAACCUGGCUCAGGCUGAAAGGGUUGGUAAAGAAGCAUUGAAACUUCUGCCCAAAGACCACACAAUUAUGUUUUCUUUGGCUAAUGUUCUUGGUAAACAGCAGAAAUACAAGGAAUCGGAGAGUUUCUUCCUUAAUUCACUGAAAAUUAACCCUAAUGCCGCCAGUUGCCACGGCAACCUUGCUGUUCUGUACCAUCGCUGGGGGAAACUGGACUUUGCUAAGAAGCACUACGAGCUCUCCUUAGAGCUCGACCCCAAUGCGGCAGGCACCAGGGAGAACUACAGCAUGCUGCGACGUAAACUCCACCAGCAGCACAAGACGACUGUCUGACACAAACUGGCCUAUAAUGUUGCAAAUAUUCAUUUGAUAUUUGUAUUGCAGUGUUCAUUCUGAUAAAUAAAUAACAGAAAUUUUAUAA
Molecule: messenger RNA, 2713 nt
Organism: Paramormyrops kingsleyae
Lineage: Eukaryota; Metazoa; Chordata; Actinopteri; Osteoglossiformes; Mormyridae
Source: RefSeq, a predicted model, not a curated record